GUACCUACAGAAGUUCACACUCAGACACUCAAUGCUUGAGCACUCUUUGAUAUACACUAGUUCUCAGUAGACUGCAGACAUCUAUCUCUUAGAUAGGUACACACACACACACACACACACACCACACACACACACACACACACACACACACACACACACACACACACACACAAACACAGACACGAACUUCAUCAGACACAACAGAGGCCAGCGGGAUUCCUGCCCUCAACAUGGAAAACAAAGCUGACGUCAAGGCCAUCAUGGCUCGUUUCCAGGCCAACACCGGGAGUGCCGAUGAGAGCUCCUCACCAUCACCAAGACCCAAAGCGCCCCUCAACCUGACCCUCUCAUCUGGUCCCGCCAUACCACCCAAGAAACCAGUCUCGGAGAGUUUCUCGGGCAGCACUUUAAAUCUACCGCCCAAACCCUCCUCCUAUCUUAAAAACACAGUUUCCGCUAAAAGUGACACAGAGGUCCUCGGAGCAAACAAAACUAAAGCACUCACGAACAAAUUCUGCAACACCUCAGGUGAGACCGUGAAUAAAAAACCUCCAUUUGACAGAGGGCAGACACCUCCGAAGCCCCUGGAAGUAAAAAGUCCUGUCCUGAAGCCUCCUUUCAGCACAACACUUUCUAAUCCCAAACCUCCUGGUCCUAAACCACCUCUGCCAGAAUCCAAACCCAGCUGGGUAAAAGAAGAGUGCCCACCUAUUGAUCCCACUCCUCCAAAAGUGCCUCCUUUGCACCGAAAACCCAACAGCACCAUUGUCAGGUUGUGGCAGCAGAAUGAAGGCAACACGGACAAACCUGUCCCUCCCGUAAGCUUCAUGGCAGCCCAGGUGACCUUCAACAAGGAGACGGAUAAGCCAAAAUCAGACCUCAGUAUGGAGGCGGAUGCCAAACCACCUACCAGUGGCAAUCCUGCCGUCCCCCCUCCGAAACCUCCGGCCAGUAAAAAGCCCAGUUUGAGAAAUCCACCCAAUGCUUCUGUUCAGAACAGCAGUGCUAAUCAAGGAUCCACUUUGGAGCCAAAACGCAACCCACUCCCAACCAUAUUCAUAUUGGGCCCUGCUCCUGCUAAGCCAAAACGACCCCCCAAAGUGGACCUGGAAGACUUCAAACGAGCUGCUGGGAUCUUUACUGGAAAUAGCAUUUACAAAAAAACAGUGCCCCCGCCUCCCCCAUUCUCCGGUAACAACGGUAACCACACAAGCCGGCCUCAGCCACCUCUAACCGCACUUCCGAGCUUGCCUCCGCGACCUGUCGGAACCAUUGGGCACCAGGAAGAAUCGUAUGACGACGUUGACGCCAUGAAUAUCAGCGGUCCUUCUCCUCCUCCUCUUCCUCCAUCCGCAGGUCAUCCAAGCCUACGGUCCAAGGAAGAACAAGACGACGACAGUGGCGACACGUAUGAGCCGCUCGAUGAAACCUGGGACGAACAAGAGAAGAGGAAAGAGAAGGAGGAGAAACGACAACUUGAGGCCGAGAUGAAGGAGCAGAAGGGGCGAGAGAAGAAAGAACAAGAUGCUAGAAAGAAAUUCAAACUUGUGGGCCCCGUGGAGGCAAUCCAACGAGGCAAAGCGUGCGUGGACUUCAAAGGCAGUAAAACUGAACUAGCGCUGAAGCGAGGAGACUUCCUGGACAUCGUUCGAGUCCACGGCAACCCAGAGGGAAAAUGGUUGGGACGAAAACAGGAUGGAUCCAUCGGCUACGUGAAGACCACCUCAGUGGAGGUCGACUUUCAAACUCUGAAGAAUCACCCGGCUCAGCAGAUCCCCAAGUACGACGUGUACGACGACGUGGACGUGGCCUCGUCAGACAGCAGUGGGAUCAGCGGACAAGGAGUGGUUUUGCCACCUCCCCCAGAGGAAGAUGAGGAACUAUAUAACGAUGUCAUUGAUUCGGAUUUAGAUGUGCGUCGCCUCCAGCCCAGGUCAUCUGUUAUAAAGCAGCUGGGCCUCUUGAAGAUGUUCGAGCGAAACAGGCAACCAGUCAGCGCUAAAGUACUUCCUCCACCCAGCCAGUUCACGGCCGAGGAAACACCAGUGGACGAUGAGAUCUACUACGACGUUGACGCUCAAAGCCAACCACCGCCUCCCCCCAUCAGCAGCAUCCCAACCCUGAGAGGCAAAGGCAAGCUUGAAGAGGUCGACCCAAAGAGGACGAAAAAGUUGGAGAAAGAAGAGAAAGACUUCAGGAAAAAGUUUAAAUAUGACGGAGAGAUCCAGGUGCUGUAUCAGGUGACCAUCAGCCCGGCGAUGGUGAACAAAAAGUGGGCCGGCAAAGAACUGCCGAUCAAAGCCGGGGAGAAACUCGAUGUCAUCGUCAGGCCUGCCGACAACAAAAUGAUCUGCCGGAACGAGGAGGGCAAAUUUGGUUACGUUUCAAUUUUCCAUAUUUCCACAGACGACGGGGAAAUUUAUGAUGAUAUCGGCGACGAUUGCAUCUACGAUAACGAAUAAGGAGGAGGCUGCAUCUUGUGUAUAUACAAGUAGUCGAAUAUUAAAUGUUAUUUAAUCCUAUCUGGAAAUCGUCACUCAGUCUUAAGUCUUUUGGAUACAUUAUUUGAAAACAUAAAAAACAAGCAGUAUUUACGCCCAUUUCAUUUUAAUUUAUGUGAAGGAUUUGUUGUAAAAUAUUCUCAGCUUUGUGUACGCAUAAAACUUUUGUAACAUUCCCUGUAAGAUGCCGUCACAAAUUCAAAUGUGUUACAGCCUCUAAAAUAAUGUACAUAGCCUUACGUGACAUAUAUAAUGUGAACAUUUAUAAAGUGUCUUUUUCUUCAGUUCAAUAAUAAAUAUUCCAACAACUU
This is a messenger RNA of Syngnathoides biaculeatus (alligator pipefish), 2812 nucleotides long. RefSeq names its product FYN binding protein 1 b (gene fyb1b). Gene Ontology annotation, molecular function: protein binding. NCBI's taxonomy places the organism in Eukaryota, Metazoa, Chordata, Actinopteri, Syngnathiformes, Syngnathidae. Gene Ontology annotation, biological process: integrin-mediated signaling pathway; T cell receptor signaling pathway; protein localization to plasma membrane. The transcript is spliced from 19 exons. The record is from RefSeq and is a predicted model, not a curated record. Gene Ontology annotation, cellular component: plasma membrane. Bases 231 to 2462 code for a protein of 743 amino acids.